UCCACACCUGUCACUUGUCCUCACUGGCGGCUUUCUUCUCUUUUCCAGGUACCUGGGGCCUCAGGGAGCUGAGGUCUGCUAGUUCUGCCUGCUCCUCUGGAAACGGAAGGUGAAGGAGGCACGCAUGAUCCAGCGGCUGGCGGAGUGACAGCCCCGAGUCUUUGUCGCCUGUCUUCUCCUGCUGCUCAGUCACACGCCUUGGAGAGCGCGGGUGCUCGGCGUUCCUUAGAGCCUGGAGACCGCAUGCAUCGCUCGCUCGGGCUCUGGCUGCCCUGUGCCUGGGCACCUCUACUCCUGGGGAGCUGAGGAGCCGGGCAAAGGUGGCUUUCCCUCCUCGCCACCUGCCCGCUUACCCUCACCAAGUUUCCUCUGUGCGGACAUCACUUCUGCUAUUGCAGAAAUUUGCUGCUUGGGGCGUGCAUAAUUUAACACUAUCUCUGGUCAGAAAAAAAAAAAAACAAAAACAAAAGAAAAGACAAACCUCAGGCCAGAGAUACGCCUCUGUCUCGGGCGGAUGUCAGAGGCGGCAGUGCAGGUGGCACAGGGCCCCAGUCAUCUCCGGUGGUGACUCGGUACAGGGCCCAAGGGGCAUGACACAGUCAGACGGCGGGAGACACGCACAGGCCCGGCGCACCUAAGACAUGGAGAGCUCGCGGCCAAUGGCAUGAACUUGGUCACCACUGCCGCCGCCGCUGCCACUGCGGUCCCAUGACCAACGCAGAGGGAAUGGCCCAGGAAGUGGAUCUGAGCUCCCUGCAGGACCUGGAACGGAACGUCGUCCUGCAGGUGCUGUACCGAGACCAGGCCGUUCGGCACAUUGAGGAGGAAAGGAUCCGGAAGCUGCGAGCGCACUUGCAGCAUCUCCGAUGGAGAGGAGCCAAGAGCCCGAGCCGGACGUACACAGAGAAGUCCUGUGCACGCUGCCAGCGGCCGCUGGGGCUCCUGCUGAGCCGGGGGGCUGUGUGCCAGGGUUGCAGCCACCGCGUGUGUGCCGCAUGCCGCGUGUUCCUGCAGAGGACUCCCGUCUGGAGGUGUACCGUGUGCUUCGAGGACAGAAAUGUGAAAAUAAAAACCGGAGAGUGGUUCUUUGAGGAACGAGCCAAGAAAUUUCCAACCAAAGGCAAACACGAGACAGUUGGGGCCAGGCUCCUGCAGGCUUAUCAGAAGCCGAGCAAGAUCUCCGUGGUUCCUCCUACUCCCCCUCCUCUCAGUGAAAACCAGUGUGGCUGCAGCCCUGGGGGGGACCUGGGCCAGUUUAAAGGAUUUAAUAAAUCAUUGGAAAAUUUGUUUCUGUCUGUUACCACCCACAUGAAAAAACUCUCCAAGUCCCAGAAUGACGUGACUUCUGAGAAGCACCUGCUGGCCACUGACCCCCGGCAGUGUAGGGGUCGCUCCGAGAGACGCAGCCAGUCUGACACGGCCGUCAACGUCGCCAACAGGAAGGUCAGUGCUCCAGAUGUCCUGAGGCCCUUUGGCCAGGAGAAGCCCAGAGACCCUGCUAGCCCUGACCGGAAGCAAGAAGACCUCUCCUGCAGCCCAGAAUCCGGCACUGUAUUCUCCAGAGGCCUGAGACACGAGAGCUUAAUUAGCAUUAACAGCACGAGCACAGAACUGGGCAAUUUUGAUAACGCCAAUGUUACUGGAGAAAUAGAAUUCGCCAUUCAUUAUUGCUCUAACACCCACUCGUUAAACGUAUACGUCAAGGCCUGUAAGAACCUUGCCUAUGGAGACGAGAAGAAGAAAAAGUGCAAUCCGUACGUGAAGACCUAUCUGCUGCCUGACAGGUCCUCCCAGGGAAAGCGCAAGACUGGAGUCCAAAGGAACACACUCGACCCCACCUUCCAUGAGACCUUGACGUACCAGGUGGACCCUGCCCAGCUCGUGUCACGGCGGCUGCAGGUCUCUGUGUGGCACCUAGGCGUGCUGGGCCGGCGAGCAUUUCUGGGAGAAGUGGUCGUCCCUCUGGCUACGUGGGACUUUAAGGACGACACGACGCAGUCUGCCCGCUGGUAUCUGCUCCAGACCAAGGCGGAAAGAUCUGAAGACACCCGUGCUCAGAAUAAUGGCGAACUUGCUGUCCGGGCCAAACUGGUCCUGCCUACAGGGCCCAGAAAGCUCCCGGGUACUCAAGAUGGAACGGGAGAUCAGACAUCUCUCAGUGGACAGCUGUGUCUGGUCGUGCUGGGAGCCAAGCAUUUGCCUGUGCGGUCAGAUGGCACCUUAAACGCCUUUGUUAAAGGCUGCCUCACCCUGCCGGACCAACAGACACUGAGGCUACGGUCCCCAGUCCUGAAGCAGCAGGCCUGUCCCCAGUGGAAGCACUCCUUUGUGUUCAAUGGCGUCAGCACUUCCCAGCUGAGGCAGGCCAGCUUGGAGCUGACCGUCUGGGACCACACCAUCUUCGGGAUGAGCGACCGUCUGCUUGGGGGAGCCAAGCUCGGGGCACGAGGCGAGGCAGCUGGGGGUGCAGACGCAUGCGCACAGUCCCGACUCCAGUGGCAGAGGGUGCUGUCCAGCCCCAACCUGUGGACAGACAUGACGCUCAUCCUGCACUGAGAAGUCUCCUGGUCCCAGGCAAAGCCCAGGGUGCAUGGAAUAUACGGGAGAGAUCCAGUGCUCCACUGUGUCCUGUGGCUGAGACCGCCGGCCACCUCUCCGUAUUUAUGUUAAACUGAUGCUCUGUUAUUAAGUCGAGAACGGGCUGGGCCAGGUCUCGGGACACGUGGCAAACAGCCCGAUGUCAAUAAACGGCU
This is a messenger RNA of Ochotona curzoniae (black-lipped pika), 2753 nucleotides long. It is a transcript of the gene SYTL3, whose product is annotated as synaptotagmin like 3. Lineage: Eukaryota; Metazoa; Chordata; Mammalia; Lagomorpha; Ochotonidae. The record is from RefSeq and is a predicted model, not a curated record. The transcript has 16 exons. Gene Ontology annotation, molecular function: neurexin family protein binding; small GTPase binding. Gene Ontology annotation, cellular component: plasma membrane; exocytic vesicle. Bases 709 to 2556 code for a protein of 615 amino acids. Gene Ontology annotation, biological process: intracellular protein transport; exocytosis.